AAUAGGAGCAGGGGUCAUCAAACUUGAUCCUGGAGGGUCAGUGUCCUGCAGAGUUUAGGUCUGGAGGAUAUUAAGAUGCCCCUUAUGAAGUCUUUUUAUUUAAUUUCCAAUGUAAGUUACACCCUUUAUGUGUACAAACGUGACACUGAAAUAAAAAAGGUAAGGAUGGGUAAGAAUAUUCCUCAACGGAGAUCUACAGAACACACAAAAAAACCGGUAAUUACAACAAUUCAACACUGAACAUACAACUAAAAAUGACAUAACAUUUUAAAUAUGUCCUAGAUGUCCACAUAAAUGAUCGAACAAAUAAAUAAAACCAGCAAACAAACGCAAGCGUCUGUGAUUCGUCCGUCUUCAUCAGCACUGAGAAAAGUCACAGUUGUCACGUGACCGACGCAGUCUCAUCCCGGCUGGACAGCGCUUUACAAAUCAACAACGAAGCGGCUGACGCAGUUUUCAGAAACCUGAAAAUACCGUUUAACUACCGUGAAAAUGUAUUGUGGAGACUCGUCUGAUCCUGUAAUCGUGAUGUAUUCCGUUUCCAUGGCAGCUGCCCGGAAAUGAGCGGGCUGCGCGUCACAGACGCAGAUACAGUACAGAUAAGAGUCAGUCUAGGGUCGCUCUGUCAUCGGAUAUCAGUGAAAAUGUCUAUUUCCACGUUUCAGAAGCUCACCAUAGUGUCGUGCGUGGUGUUGUGCGUCGCGCUUCUGCUGCCUAAGAUGCUGCUGUCGCGAGGAAAGAGAGACGCGUCUCAAGGAGAAGGGCCCGCAGGUCAUUUUCCUCCCGCACCACACAGAGCGCCUGUAUCUGUGUCCGAGGAGCAGAGGCGCUUCUCCAGAGCUCACAACCCCGAGGCCAUCGCCCGGGCCAAAGGAGCCGGCCCUGGAGGAAAGUCCAACCUCGCCGGCCAGAUCAUUCCCAUCUACGGCUUCGGCAUCUUACUGUACAUCCUGUACAUCCUGUUCAAGAUCACUUCCAAAGGCAAAACCACCAAACCUCCAGAGAGCCGAUUCACCGCGGUCAGAUCAGAAAACACGAAGAGGAAAAUAACUGAUUUUGAGCUGGCUCAGCUGCAGGACAGACUGAACGAGACGAAGGACGUGAUCGAGAGGAUCAUUUCUGCAGCCAGCGCUGGCUCCGACAGUGUGGCGGGAGCCGUGGCCGUGGAUGAGGAGCUGAAGCUGCUGCACCAGCUGCAGGAGAUCACUCGCGUCAUGCAGGAGGGCCGCUUCGUCGACACCGUCCCAGAAAACACCCCGCGCUCCGAUCUUCCGGAGAACGGCGGGAAAGAGCCGAAUGGGCGUUUCUGUUGCGUUCAUUCGCCUUCCGGGAGCACGGACGCUCAGACGGGAGAGAGCCGCGAUCCAGACGCCAGCAGAAACGCAAAGAUGGAGGACUCCACCGGCCAGUCACAGCCUGAGACAGACACUCAAACAGGAAGUGACGGUAAAGCCAGCAUCCUCAGGCGGAGAAACAACGAACGCUCUUAAUAAUAACUAAUGCAUGGCGCUACCGAAGACUGGUUUGCUGCAUGAACACCUUCCAUCUUGUAUUGAGCACUAGCCGUCACUCAGAGGACGUGUUUGUGAGACGAGCAGCUGUGUCAACAUAUCACACUCAAUGGAUGUCCUCUACGGCUCUGAACCAACGAGUAUUCAUGAUCAGUAUCCUCUCUAUUGUACGUGUUCAUAAUGCGAACGAUACGCAAACAGAGUUCAGACUUCAAACCAUCAGGACGUUUCUACCGAGCCGCUGCAUUCAGCACAAAAACCUGAUCGUCCCGUAGACUUCAGAUAUUAUACACCCUACAUUAUCACCUAAAUGUACAGCAAUGUAUUUAUUUUUUCAUUUUUAGUUCCAUUAUUACUUUUCACAAAGCUCUGACUGUAAUUCUUAGGUUUUGCUCCUGCGCUACUCAUUUCAUAGCUUGUGCAGUAAGCACAAUCUUCAUGCUUUUAUCGUUUAUAUCGUCUAUUCUCUUCACACUUUCAUGUCUGCACGAAGGUUUAUUAUUGCCUGCUGUGUUUUGUGUUAAUAAAACCCCACAAACACA
This is a messenger RNA of Puntigrus tetrazona (Sumatra barb), 2053 nucleotides long. It is a transcript of the gene ric3b, whose product is annotated as RIC3 acetylcholine receptor chaperone b. Lineage: Eukaryota; Metazoa; Chordata; Actinopteri; Cypriniformes; Cyprinidae. Gene Ontology annotation, cellular component: neuronal cell body; neuron projection; intracellular membrane-bounded organelle. The record is from RefSeq and is a predicted model, not a curated record. Gene Ontology annotation, biological process: synaptic transmission, cholinergic; protein localization to cell surface. The transcript has 6 exons. Bases 561 to 1490 code for a protein of 309 amino acids.